AUGUCUGCUAUUCAACUUGUGUCCACCGAGCUCGAGAAGUCCGGAUGGGAAAGUGAAGAAUUACUCAACAAGGCUCAAAUACUAAUGAAUCAAGGAUUGGUUAUUGCAAGUCGCGGAGGACCAGACAGCUGCAUACUCUCCGUUACAGAGCUUGCAUGGCUAGCCAAGGCCAGCUAUAGCAUUGCAUCCAAACACAUUGUUCUAUCAGAACACUAUCUCCUCUGCGACUCUCUCAAAAUAGCCAGAAUUACGAUAGAAGCCCGCAAGGAAAUCGGCGCCGCCGAAAAGGUUCGCUCUCAGCUGACCUCCUACUAUGUAGAGUCUAAUAUAGUAUCCAGCAAAGGCACUACAGCGCUAUACUUCAAGAGUCAGCAAAUUGAAAACAACAGGAAUAACCCUCGAUAUGAGAGAUUUCUCUCACAACACCGCACCAUUUUCGCCCUCGAUCUUGAGGCAUCAACCUUCCUGAAUGACUGGACGGGUGUCUGCGCAAUCGUUGAAGAAUCUAGCCCAUCUAUAGACGAGAAACUCAGCUCAGUAUUUCUAGACCGUAUCCUCCGCUCUGAUGCUCAACUGAAGCCUAAAGUGCAAGCAGUCAAGACCCUAAUCCGCACCCUCCACGCCUCGCCAUCCCCCUUCCUAGACAAAUCAACCUUCAUCGUCAAAUCCCUUCCGCGCUAUAUUCGCUGUUUAUUCCAACUCUCCCUCGACGCAGCAGAGUACCAGCUCGCAGAGUCGAUUCUCGAUCAGGCCCUCAUAUUGGCUCAAGGAAAGCAGACUGAAACCGGAAACGAUAACAAGCGGUCACUGUCAGGGUAUCCAGAAGAUGAGAUACGAUGGCUGUCAACUGUAGCAUUUAAUCGAGCAGUGGAUUACUAUCUCGCCGCGGCAGACAUGCAUUGUCGACGAUGGGCCGGAAAGGCAAUCAGCCUGGCUGAUCUGAUAGAAGACGAUGGUGCACUGGGAAGGUUACUACGGGGAAAGCUUGAGAUGUUGACUUGA
Messenger RNA from Aspergillus niger, 1002 nucleotides. RefSeq lists its product as uncharacterized. Gene Ontology annotation, biological process: regulation of synaptonemal complex assembly. The coding region runs from base 1 to 1002 and encodes 333 amino acids. The record is from RefSeq and is a predicted model, not a curated record. The transcript has 5 exons. Lineage: Eukaryota; Fungi; Ascomycota; Eurotiomycetes; Eurotiales; Aspergillaceae.